AGAGAGAGAUAGAGACCACCGCGUGGGGGAGAUGCCUCCGAAGGAGACCCCCGGGCGCGAGAGGGCGAGCGGCCCGAGAAUGAAAAAUACGAUCUACCAUGCGUUUUCUCAGCAAGAGGCAAAAGAGUUGGAUGUUAAGCACUCGGGGACCAAGCAAGCAGAAGUCUUUGUGAGGGCCUUCCUGAAGCGCAGCAUGCCUCACAUGAGCCAGCAAGCCUGCGAAGAUCAUUUGCAACGAAAGGCUGUGGUUCUGGAAUACUUCACUCACCGGAAAAAAAAAGAGAAGAAAAAGAAAUCCAAAGGCCUCUCUGCCAGGCAGAGACGGGAAAUGCGGCUCUUUGACAUUAAGCCAGAACAGCAGAAGUACAGUCUUUUCCUCCCUUUACACGAACUCUGGAAACAGUACAUUCGUGAUCUGUGCAAUGGGCUCAAACCAGACACGCAGCCUCAGAUGAUUCAGGCCAAACUGUUAAAGGGAGAUCUUCAUGGCGCUAUCAUUUCAGUUGCAAAAUCCAAAUGCCCUUCCUAUGUGGGUGUUACAGGAAUCCUUCUACAGGAAACAAAGCAUGUUUUCAAAAUUAUCACCAAAGAAGACCACCUGAAAGUUAUCCCCAAGCAGAACUGUGUGUUCACUGUGGAAAUAGAUGGCUUUCUUUCCUAUAUUUAUGGGAGCAAAUUCCAGCUUCGGUCAAGUGAACGAUCUGCAAAGAAGUUCAAAGCAAAGGGAACGAUAGACCUGUGAACUUUUGCUGCCUAGGACAUGUGCUGGUAACCUCCUGAACUGGAAAUUCCCUAAAUACUGAACUUCCAGAGAAGAGCUAAGGAAGCCAGUUCAGGAUACAGAACACCUCUGGCCAGUUGUAGUCAGAGUUCAGAACACUUCAUCAUCUGGAAGAGACCAAAGAAGCCAGCGGGAAAAGGAGGUGUGCAUCAGCUGACCCGCAUGUGUGUUCCCACAUGGGAGGAAAAUGCCAGCAUUAGCAAACUGGCUCACUGAGAUUAGGUUUUAGUACCAGUGGGUUUUAAUUUUUUUUUUCUCUUUGACACUUUUCUCUGUUUUCUGAAUGUUCAAUGAUGAGUCAGUUGUUUAUAACAUAAAAUAAACAUGUAGGCUCAAAUA
Molecule: messenger RNA, 1120 nt
Organism: Sorex fumeus (smoky shrew)
Lineage: Eukaryota; Metazoa; Chordata; Mammalia; Eulipotyphla; Soricidae
Gene: POP4
Product: POP4 homolog, ribonuclease P/MRP subunit
Exons: 7
Coding region: 32-742 (236 amino acids)
Biological process (GO): tRNA 5'-leader removal; rRNA processing
Cellular component (GO): ribonuclease P complex; ribonuclease MRP complex
Molecular function (GO): ribonuclease P RNA binding
Source: RefSeq, a predicted model, not a curated record